AUGUCGUCGUUUUCUUGCUCCUCUGUUCAAUCAUCAUCGGCGUUUACGAGAGGGAGAACGACGAGACGAGAACGACGAAGAAUCGCGUCAAAAUCAUCAUUUCUCUUCUUGUUGUUCUUCUUCUCGUCGCUGCUUUUCUUGUCCUCGUUUUCGCUCGUCGAGGCGAAGAAGAAGAAAAAGAGCAGCAGGAUGAGUGAGGACGAUGGUUUCGAUGAUGGCGCGGGAGGAGGUUUAGGAGGAGAAGAGACCGCGAUGGAUGCAUCAAAUUUGUUCGCUUCGGUCUCGAAUCAAGGCUUGCUCUCGCGAAGCUCCGGGAAAGCGGACGAUUACACGGAAGUCGGGGAGACGCCGGAGAAUGUGUUAACCGCGGAGGAUGAGUUUUUAAUGCAAGACGACGGGACGAACGGGGAUUCACCGAAAACGGCGGCGAUUUUAGCGGGGGAUUUGAGCAUGGAUAUAGGGACGGCUGGGAGCAUCGGCGGAAUACCGGAGGAUAUUAAGAAAGAAAACGAAGAGGAAGAAGAGGAGAGAAUAGAGGAGAUGUUCGACGAGGAGUACGACGGAAGUCAUCGAAUGCACGUUCACGGACACGCGGGGGCGUUUUUGAUUGCAUUGGUGGUGUGCGCAGCCUUUGUGAAUUGGGCGUUCGGUUCGUUUUUUGUCGUCAAGACGAACAAAGACGGAUGGUCGAACUUACCGAGCUUGGAGUUAUCGCGAGACGCGAAGGUUUUGUUUAAUAGCGUUGAUAAGUACGAUAAGGUUUAA
Molecule: messenger RNA, 765 nt
Organism: Bathycoccus prasinos
Lineage: Eukaryota; Viridiplantae; Chlorophyta; Mamiellophyceae; Mamiellales; Bathycoccaceae
Exons: 1
Coding region: 1-765 (254 amino acids)
Source: RefSeq, a predicted model, not a curated record